AUGUUGCUCCUUGACGGAAUUUCUUCCUGGCUCAAAUUCAAGUUGAUUCUGUAUCACCAAGCAAGCGAUUGGCCCGAAUUAUGCCAAAAAGGAAAGAAGCAGUCGCCCAUCGCCGUGUGUAAGGACAAGUCCAAAAGCGCGGAUAUACCCCCGUUGGAGUUUUAUUAUUACAACAACCGGUACAAUGCUUGCGUAGAAAAUAGUGGACAUACAGUAUCUAUAAGAAUCAACGAAGACGACCAAUGUGAAAUACCAACAAUAACAGGUGGACAUUUAAAUGGUGAAUUUAUUCUAGACAACAUUCAUUUCCACUGGGAAUCGGAACACACACUCAACGGCAAAAGAUAUCCAUUAGAGGCCCACUUAGUGCAUUUCAACAAAAAAUGUGAAUCGUUUGAUAGUGCCCUGAAACAUCCCGANCUCCCUAUAAGCUGUCUGAUAGUUGCAGACUGCUACAAUCGUAAAUUGGAUAACCUAAUUGUAGCUACUGAAAAAAUAGCAUGCAACGUUAAAACGCCGACACAAAUAAAGGACGGUGUGAUAGUUAAUCACUUUUUACCGAAGAACAGGCGCAAGUUCUAUACGUACGAGGGUUCACUGACAACCCCCGGUUGCAACGAAAACGUGAAGUGGAUAAUUUUCGAAGAUGUACUACUUAUUAAUCAAGAUCAGUUAAACAGACUGACAAAGAUAGACACAGAAGAAGGAGAACCGCUUAAAGAAAACGCUAGGUCAAUUCAAGAAGACAACCAAAGAGAAGUCCAGUAUUCAUCAGACACACUGAGCGCUACGUCUAUAAAGAACUUCAUAAAAGAAAAGCUAGGAAUAAGGGGCUAAACUUGUUUUGUGUGCAUGUGAAAUAAAAACUGUCAUAAUCUUUGUCUUGUAUUUCGUCUUUAAUACUAACACAUAUUCCUACAUCUUAUAAACUUAAAAAAAUAUAUUUCUUCACUUUGAGAACAGAUGCCGGGAGGCCUAAAUAUAAUAUGAAAUCAUGUGUCAGUUGUAAUAAUUUCACACUUUGACAAGAAAAUCCUUUCUCUGCUAAGGAAAACUAUGCUACAGCACAUGCUCGUCUUUUACAAACGAUAGGCCUUAUAUCAAUUCAGUAAUGUUUGCAUAAAGUUUACAGCUAGUUAGUAAAUCACAUCAAAUGUAUAAAAAUACUUAUAACUUACGACGAUAUCCACAACAUUAAUUAAAUACUGCUGAAAUCGAAAAUCUAUUUAUCUUUUGCAAUGUUCAAGUUGCGAUUUCCUUAAAAAUCGUAAGGACUAGGAAAAAACUAAUGCCGCAACUUCCUGCAUUGCAGUUAUAAAAUGUAAAAUAAUAAGUGUAAAUAAAAAGUUAAAAACAUU
Molecule: messenger RNA, 1358 nt
Organism: Anoplophora glabripennis (Asian longhorned beetle)
Lineage: Eukaryota; Metazoa; Arthropoda; Insecta; Coleoptera; Cerambycidae
Product: carbonic anhydrase 6-like
Exons: 6
Coding region: 1-837 (278 amino acids)
Molecular function (GO): zinc ion binding; carbonate dehydratase activity
Source: RefSeq, a predicted model, not a curated record